This is a messenger RNA of Acanthocheilonema viteae, 381 nucleotides long. NCBI's taxonomy places the organism in Eukaryota, Metazoa, Nematoda, Chromadorea, Rhabditida, Onchocercidae. The record is from the annotation of a GenBank genome assembly.
AUGAAAUCGGAAGUGGAGAAAGCCCAGAAAGCCGGUCCGGAGAGUGAUACAGUCUUCGGGAAAAUUAUUCGCAAAGAAAUACCUGCAAAUAUCGUUAUGGAGGAUGAUGAUACCCUGGCUUUUCACGAUGUUAAUCCACAAGCACCAGUACAUUUUCUGGUAAUACCCAAAAAACCUAUUGCAAUGCUACAAGAUGUCAAGGAUCAGGACGAGGUCUUACUCGGAAAAUUGCUGGUAGCAGCAGCUAAAGCAGCAAAUAAAUUGGGCUUAAAAGAUGGCUAUCGGGUGGUUAUCAACAAUGGAAAGCACGGAUGUCAAAGUAUUUAUCAUCUUCAUGUCCAUGUGCUCGGUGGACGUCAGCUUGGUUGGCCACCAACAUAA